This is a messenger RNA of Xenopus tropicalis (tropical clawed frog), 1181 nucleotides long. Its product is annotated as deoxyribonuclease gamma. The coding region runs from base 307 to 1116 and encodes 269 amino acids. NCBI's taxonomy places the organism in Eukaryota, Metazoa, Chordata, Amphibia, Anura, Pipidae. Gene Ontology annotation, biological process: DNA catabolic process. Gene Ontology annotation, molecular function: nuclease activity; catalytic activity; DNA nuclease activity. The transcript is spliced from 10 exons. The record is from RefSeq and is a predicted model, not a curated record.
GGUCUGGAUAUUGCCUUGGUUAAGGCUCUCAGCAGUGUCUUCUGCCUCAUUUAUUCCUGUGCGUGACCUUAAGAAGGUGGAUAGAGGCAAACAGCCAACUGGCUUUAUCCCACAAUUUCAGUCUGAAUGUCAGUUUUAGAUCAUCGCAUAUAAACAGACGAUCCAUCCGAACGUACGUUGGAAGACUACAAAAUUCUGAAUGUGUGUGGGCAGCAUAAGUUACUUGCAUGGCAGUUUCUGUAUCAAACAAAUAUGAAUCUAAACAGCUAAUGAAACACCAAUGAUUCCUGAAGAAAUUGUACUAAGAUGAAAAUUGCUUCAUUUAACGCCAGGAGAUUUGGAGUGAAGAAAUGUUCAGACCCCAAGGUCUCCGCAGUUAUCACCAAGAUUGCGGCGCGUUAUGACAUCAUUGUGAUUCUAGAAGUGUUUGAUGCAAAGGAAAAAGCAGCCAAGAAGCUCGUGGAGCAGUUGAACAGCUGCAGUGACGAACGUUAUAAUUACAUUCUGAGCACGCCUUUGGGGAGAAAAGAAUACAAGGAACAAUACCUCUUUGUCUAUCGGGAGGAGCAGGUGAAGGUGAAGGACACGUAUCAGUAUGAAGAUAUGCAGCAUGGAGAUGAAGAUUCCUUCGCCCGAGAACCCUUCAUUGUCAGAUUUGAAGCCAAAAAGUCUGCUCUGAAAGAUUUCGUUCUGAUUCCGAUACACACGACUCCAAAGGACUCGGUGCAGGAGAUCGAUGAGCUGUAUGACGUCUAUGAGCAUGUUAAAGAGAAAUGGGGUACCGAGAAUAUAAUAUUACUUGGAGACUUCAAUGCAGAUGGAGCCUAUGUUUCAAACAAAAAAAUGAAGACGAUCCGGUUGAGGACAGAUCCUGAUUUACACUGGCUCAUUGACGAUGAUACAGACACAACAGCUAUCAACACAACAGACUUCUCCUAUGAUCGAAUUGUUGUUCACAGCUCAAUACUCAAACACGUGGUUCCCAACUCAGCCAAACCCUUCAACUUUCAAGAGGAAUAUAAAAUGUCCUAUGAGGAGGCUGUCGCAGUGAGCGAUCACUAUCCUGUGGAAGUAGAAUUUAAUCCUGCAAAAGGAAUAAAACGAAAGAAGAACUGACAUUAAAGUAUAUGUCUCUGUUUAUACUGUAUGUCUAAUAAAACAGAUUUUAUAAAAAAUGUGAA